UCAGCGACCAGUACGGAGUAUACCCCCCCCAAACACGCAUUCUUCAUUCCCUCACUUCGACCCUGUCUUUUUCCACAUCCCAAUCCAUCUACAAUGGACCCUUUCUCAGCGGAGGGUGAGUUGAUCAACAUCCACAAUGCCUUCCACCAAGGCCAAUACCAGUCCGUGAUCGAUUUCGACACCUCGGCCCUCUCCCCCGAGAACCACGUCCCCGCCCGUGUCCUGCAGCUCCGCGCCCAGGUCGCUCUCGGCCAGACCGACGAAGUGCUGGCCGAUGUCGAAGGCGAGGAGGAGACCCCCGAUUUCGCGGCCGUGAAGGCCCUCGCGCAGCAGACGACCGGAGACGAAGAAUCCGCCUUGAAGCUGGUGCAGGAUCUUGCGGAGAACUAUCCCGAUAACGGCACCGUCCAGAUUCUGGGUGGUGCGGUGCUUCAGGCUCAAGGCCACAGCGAGGAUGCGCUGGCGUUGUUGACCAAGCACCAGGGGAACUUGGAGGCUGUCGCCCUGAUCGUUCAGAUCCAUCUCCAGCAAAACCGCUCCGAUCUUGCCCUGAAGGAAGUCCAGGCUGCUAAGCGCUGGGCCCAGGAUUCUCUUCUGGUUAACCUGGCUGAGUCGUGGGUUGGCAUGCGUGUCGGCGGCGAAAAGUACCAAGCGGCCUUCUACGUCUACGAAGAGCUGGCCUCGGCCCCCAGCACCUCCGCUCCCCUGUCAAUUGUCGGCCAAGCCGUGGCAGAACUCCACCUGGGCCGGCUGCCUGAGGCCGAGGCCGCGUUGACGGCGGCGCUGGAGCAACAUCCCGACGAGGCCGAAUUGAUUGCCAAUGCCGUGGUGUUGAAUGUUCUGGCUGGCAAGCCCUCGGAAGAGCUGGAGCAACGCCUCGAACAGAUCCAACCCUCGCAUAUCCUCCUCUCCGACAUUCAAGAAAAGAGCGCACUGUUCGACACUGCCGCGGCGAAGUACGCCCCGAGAGUGUCUACUUGAUUUAGGAUAUCCGCUGUUGUUACUUUAUUUGUUUUUCCCCCCAGCUCGCUCGCACGUUUAUUGAAGACUACUACCUAUUUAUUUACCUUUUUUCCUCUCUGGUUUUUUUUUUUUUUCCCUUAAUUCUGUCCCGCCUUGGCGCACGCAACUGUUGCUUCUCGAUGAUGAUUUGAUAUGACGGCGUAGAUAUCUAUGUAUCGGUUAGGUAUUAUCCAGCGAAUGCCUUGCUCUUUCUUCAUAUCUAGUAACAUAUUUAUAUACGCAUUCGCAUGCACCUAGUUGUGUCCAAUGUACUGACGACUGGAAGGAAGCUGGAUUGGGGUUCUUGUU
Aspergillus heteromorphus CBS 117.55 is the source of this 1311-nucleotide messenger RNA. Its product is annotated as putative Coatomer subunit epsilon. The coding region runs from base 94 to 981 and encodes 295 amino acids. Gene Ontology annotation, molecular function: protein binding; structural molecule activity. Gene Ontology annotation, cellular component: COPI vesicle coat. Gene Ontology annotation, biological process: intra-Golgi vesicle-mediated transport; endoplasmic reticulum to Golgi vesicle-mediated transport; retrograde vesicle-mediated transport, Golgi to endoplasmic reticulum. Lineage: Eukaryota; Fungi; Ascomycota; Eurotiomycetes; Eurotiales; Aspergillaceae. The record is from RefSeq and is a predicted model, not a curated record. The transcript has 5 exons.